Messenger RNA from Alternaria rosae, 1357 nucleotides. RefSeq lists its product as uncharacterized. The coding region runs from base 1 to 1155 and encodes 384 amino acids. The transcript has 2 exons. Gene Ontology annotation, molecular function: protein binding. The record is from RefSeq and is a predicted model, not a curated record. NCBI's taxonomy places the organism in Eukaryota, Fungi, Ascomycota, Dothideomycetes, Pleosporales, Pleosporaceae.
AUGGCUAGCCAAAGUAAGAAGUCCAACACACCAUUUUGUAAUAUGGAUAAUACACCGGAGAAUACACAAAAGCGGCCGAAGACAAACCCCACUGCCUUGUUCGGUCAGCCCGGAGAUAUUCCUAGCAACACACCAAUUCCAGGAGUAUCUAGAGCGAUGAGUUCCGACUUUGGCCCUGGGCUCACCGCGCCUGCCGCUCAGCAGGCUCCUGGUGGCUUGUUCGGGCCGUACAGUUCCAGCGUUCGUGACUCGUUUGGCGAUAAUACUGCUUCUCAAGUCUCUGCCGCACAAUCAAGUAUGCGACCGACUCAUGGCGGGCUGUUUGGGGGUGCUCAAUCAGGUUCGAACCUAUUCGGCGGAGGUACUGAACCGCCACCGCUGAGUAGUACAAAAGCUCGUCCACCCUUCGGACUCGGCAGCGCAUCUCAUUUCAAGCCUGCCAAAGGGAGUGGACUCUUCGGCAACGUAGGUCAGACUAGACAAUUGCGCGAGGGAGGUCUGUUCGGUCAUGUAGCGGCCGUUGGUAGCGAACCUGCCCGCGCUGAUCACUUUGGAUGUAAUCUUCUCACCAUCCACGUCGGCAAGGACGAGCGUGCGCGAACCUUCAGUUUACACACUCGCCUCCUCACUGCCCGAUCAACCUACUUCAGGGACUCUAUUACCGCCAACCCUGAGCAGAAGACAUUUGAUCUGCGUGGCAUCGAUCCCCGCGCGUUCGCUCUAUAUUUCCAGCUCAUCUAUACAGGCCAUAUCCCAAGUAAACCCAACGACGUAUCCAACACUGAACACGACGAGUACGCCCUGCUCUGCAAGCUCUACAUCAUUGCCCACUUCGUCGAAGACGCCAAGGCCGAAAAUUAUGUCCUGGAUGCUAUUCUCGCCAAGGCUACAGAGAGCGCUGACCUUCCAUCGAGCGAUUAUGUAUGGAUCGUCUACGCCAGCACUGGAGGGCCUUGCAAAGCCCGGAAGAUGAUAGUGGACUUCUACACUUACAAGGCUACCGGGGAAUGGAUGAGAGCGCAGGGAGAAGAUGCCCAGGGACGAGGAUUCCCACCGGAGUUCUGGAGUGAGCUGGCAAUGAGCCUGGUGGAUAAGAGGAGUGUGCCAGAUCAACGGAUGGCUAGUAUGGACGCAAAGGAAUACCACGGACAGUAAGAUGAGAUGUUGGAUAGGCGAAAAGAUACACUCGCGUUGUUACAUGUUCCAUGUACAGCCUAGAGUCGCGAAGGGUAUCGAAGGGCCUACGAAACAAAGGGACGGGCGGCGAUAUGUGCGUGGCUCUCGGGCCUGCUAAUGGCAAAUGAGGUUUUGAACACACCUCUGAACAUCUUGCUUGUCGUUACUUAUUACUUGUCCC